Molecule: messenger RNA, 579 nt
Organism: Lactuca virosa
Lineage: Eukaryota; Viridiplantae; Streptophyta; Magnoliopsida; Asterales; Asteraceae
Source: the annotation of a GenBank genome assembly
AAAUUAUCAAAGACGAAAACAUGUGAUCGAUAAGAAAAAGCAACAGGGUGACCGCAGUCACCAAUCCCUCCUUCACCUACCACCCCUCUUUCAUAUACCUAACAAUGGCUUCAUAGAUUCCCACCCACCAACCACUAGACCAAACCACCUCUCAAUCCGAUCACACCAUUCCAUAUGGCAGCGGCGGCGACGGCCUCAUAUUCCACAAUUUCACCCAAACACAACGUUUCUUUCUCCACCAACAACCACCACCAUUUCAAUAAGAACGCUCUAGGUUUUGUAUCCGAAAAUCCCAUUCCAAUACGUUCUCUUUCCCUUUCUUGCUCCCGUCCAGCUAAACAUUCAAUGAAAGUAUCUGCCACUUCAGCUGCUCCUCCGGUGAUCGAGACUAGUAAGUCGAGUUCUGAUGAAGUUCCCACUGUAGUUGAUGUUGAUUUAGGUGAUCGGAGUUAUCCAAUCUAUAUUGGAUCUGGUCUGCUUAAUCAACCGGAUCUUCUACAGAGGCAUAUUCAUGGGAAGAGAGUUCUUGUAGUCACAAACACCACAGUGGCGCCUUUAUACUUGGAUAAAGUUGUUUAA